UUGCGAUUCGGAUUGGGCACACAGGAAGAGUAAGGUGACACGGCAUACAAACCCCGUCCUCCCCUUGACCCCAGAUACACCCAGCUGGUUAUUACGGAUAUUCUUGCACCAUAAGCAUAUGCCUCUCUAAUCUUGCUACCACUCACCUGGCCCUUUUUUUACCUUUUUCUUUCUUUUUCUCUGUUUCCUUUGCUUUUGCACUGGACUAUCCCUAAGUUACCCAUGCCGACCGUCACCACUACCCAACCUAAUCCUGUUUCUACCGCCAUACCCACUACACCGGCGCUGCGUCAAUCUCUAAUUAUGGCAUCUAAAAAUCCUACCCUGUCUGAAAAUGGCCAGGAUCUUUUACAUUCUCCAUCCCUGGAUCAUUCAAUAGAAAAUAAUCACUCAUCACACGUUAGAGACGUCAUCUCAACUAAUCGCUAUACCCCAGAUACACUUCAUUCUCCGGUAUCUGCCCAUACCGACAAACAUCUGACAACGCCAGACAUCGAAUCGCCCUCGUCGACAGCCGGUCUCACACGCGCGCUCGAAACAGACGACGAACUGUUGACAGAAAUCAUUAACAUUUCAACAAAUAAUGGAUCCCACUUGUUCUGGGUACCUGCAUCGCAACAUCCGGAAUUGGCACCUGCCGAAUUCGAGAAAUAUGUGAGGAACCAUGGACUGGUGGAUCGAGCCAAAACGAGUAUGCGACGACGUAAAUCCGUUUUAUCAGUCUCAUUCACACCGGAUGAGGAACCUAUGGUGGAUAAAGGCGCCGAUCGAGAAGCGGCCCUGGCAUCGCUGGAAGCCACACCUCGAACACGUUCCAGUUCAGUCCGUAUACCAAAUAAAGAUCGUACAUCGGACCCGAGUGAUGAUAAGUCAAGAACCGAAGACGAUCAUGACGAAACUCGCCGAAAGGAGAAACUUCGACGAAGUAUGAGUCUACAGUUACCCGCACCAGGAGACGAAAACCGAAUACCCGAUUUUCUCGUUUUUGAUCGUCACUCGUCGCCUUUAGAUCGAUCUUCGGUCAUUGUACCGCGAGCUGAUCGUACUUCAUUACUGCGACGAGGAGCAAGAACCAAGUUCCAGAGAAACUCCUCAGUAGCGGUGGAUCACGGUAGUGUCAGUCCAAAGAGACCAUCUGAGCGAAAUUUGGAUGUGCAACCAGAGCGCGAAGAUCUGCAUGCCAGAAACCACGUCUGUGAUGUCAAUGUACCUACGACAGAUCCAACCAUACCAUUCAAAGAGACACUCCCAGAAGCUCCCGCACCAUUAUCCUCUCCAUCUUCCUCGCCAAUGUGCUCAACGGAAGAAGUCCCAGACGAAGUUCAAAUUCUGGCGGUCCGAGAAGAAGAAAAUCGGAUACCGAAUGAAAAACGGCCAGAACGCAAAUCGACCUGGACAUGGGCUUUUUGGUCGGAUGAAAAGACAAAGAAACCCAAAACAGACCAGCCUACCAAGUCAGCGGAAGACAGGUCAAAGAAGCGAGACUCACCUCCCGAGGUGGCCGCAGCCAUCCCCUCCCCUUCUCCCACUCCCAGCAGUAAAAAAUUUGGUCUCUCAUCGUUUUUCCGCAAAUCCUCCUCCAGCAGCAUCAGCCACACUUCCACUAAAUCGAAUCCCUCUGACACCACCCAAACUCCCAACGUCACCGCUCCUGCCGACUUUCAACUCAAUCGAAUGCAAAAUCGACUCCCCAUUCACAUGGAGCGUGCUAUUUAUCGCUUAUCACAUAUCAAACUAGCCAACCCUCGACGACCGCUGCAUGAGCAAGUUAUUAUUUCCAAUAUGAUGUUCUGGUACCUGUCCAUCAUUAGCUCCCAAAAUCAUGGUGGUGAGCAACCUUCCAAAGCCAAGAUGGUGGCUGCCACCAAAAAGCAGAGAAAAUCUCGAUCGAGGCAUAACUCGCGACCGAAUCAGCAAAUGAAAAAGAAGGAAGUGCCACUGCAACAAUACAUGAGUAGCACAAAACAGUCGACAGGGUUUGUGAUACCGGACAACUAUCUUCGUACUGGUCCGGAAAACCACAAGAUGGCCCACGCUCGGAAAAACAACAGUUCCGACGAUGAGUCGGAUGAAGACGAUAUGGAGGAGGACGAUGACUUGGAUGAAGAAAGCUCUUCGGAUGAAGACGAUAACUACAUCACAAAAAAGAAAGUCACCACGCGCCCCAAACUCCCUCGACCGUCUUUGAAAAAGCGAUCGGCCAAAGAAGAUGAAGAUAAUGUGCCAUUGGCUAUGUAUAGAAAAGAAAAAACGUGUUAAAAGAGUAAAAAUAAACGCAAAACAAAGGACAAAAAAGAAAC
Molecule: messenger RNA, 2300 nt
Organism: Radiomyces spectabilis
Lineage: Eukaryota; Fungi; Mucoromycota; Mucoromycetes; Mucorales; Radiomycetaceae
Exons: 3
Coding region: 223-2259 (678 amino acids)
Biological process (GO): establishment of cell polarity; positive regulation of G2/M transition of mitotic cell cycle
Cellular component (GO): cytoplasm; cell septum
Source: RefSeq, a predicted model, not a curated record